AUGAACUCCCGCAUGCUUCCCAGUUGGAGCACUGUAAGCCUUCUGCGCUUCACCUUGCACAGGAUCAAGAUAUUUGAGAAGCUAUUCGGGGAGGAAUUGUGUCGCCACUCUGACUACCACAAUCUGUUGUCAACCAACAGUUUGGUUUCAGAUCAUUUCGAUCCACCUCAGACCUGUCUGCUGCCGCUCCCCAGAGACUGGCAGGAUGCACUGGACAAUGGUCUGGACACCCUCGUGAUCGCACUUGACAUAAUGGGGGCCUUCUACCGGGUGUGGCACAGGGGCCUCCUGAAGAAGAAUCGAGCAAAGGAAAUCGAGGGGAACCUCCUGCUUCUAGCAGACUACCUGCGAGGGAGGACCCUCAGAGUUGUCAUCAACGGUCAGACCUCCAGAGACUUUCCAUUCGAGGCAUUGGUCCCUCGGGGAUCUGUUUUGAUGAUUGCACCCUAUCGUGCUCUUAUCCCCGCCAGGAUAGCCAGCGAGCAGUCCAGAGAGUAA
Messenger RNA from Homarus americanus (American lobster), 498 nucleotides. RefSeq lists its product as uncharacterized. The transcript is spliced from 2 exons. Bases 1 to 498 code for a protein of 165 amino acids. The record is from RefSeq and is a predicted model, not a curated record. Lineage: Eukaryota; Metazoa; Arthropoda; Malacostraca; Decapoda; Nephropidae.